This is a messenger RNA of Aspergillus costaricaensis CBS 115574, 1308 nucleotides long. RefSeq lists its product as uncharacterized. Bases 1 to 1308 code for a protein of 435 amino acids. Lineage: Eukaryota; Fungi; Ascomycota; Eurotiomycetes; Eurotiales; Aspergillaceae. The record is from RefSeq and is a predicted model, not a curated record. The transcript has 2 exons.
AUGGCUGUGCCCACCCUGGAAGGCAUCCCGGUGGAACUGCGUAUUUCCAUCCUAUUCACCAUACCUGAUCCCGGUACACUGUGGUCGCUAUUACGUGCAUCGCCUGUGUACUAUGAAGCCUUUGAGCUAGUGAAGAAAGACCUUCUUCGGAGCCUUCUACAGAAGCACCAUGCUGGCUUGGUUGACAUGACCGAUGCAAUAGCCGCCAUCCGUUCCAAAGGCUUGUACGCUUCCGAGCAAUCCAAUAAAGAAAAAAUCAUCGCACUUCUUGAGAGCCGAAAUUACAGCUACAAGACACCUCGGCCGGAAACUCCACCUGCGCAGCUUCUAGAUGAACCAGCAAAUACCCAGGAGACAGUGCAGUUGCUGCAUUUACAUAACCAGGCCCUAUUAUUCCUAGAGGAUUUCUGCAGAACCAUUAGGCGACCGGUAUGGAUGGAUGAGACCAGGUGGGAGAGCGACAUCAUACCUCUAGUCUUAACAGAGACGGAGAAACGACGCAUCAUCCGUGCCUUCUAUCGGUUGCAAAUCUACGGAAAUAUCUUCGGUUCAAUCGAACGUACUGUGGAUGCGGAGCACACCUCGGAGGACAACGAUUGGCAAGAGGAGCAAGAUGUGUUCACUGGCGGGGAGAUGUGGCGUCUGUUCUUUGGUCAUGUGAGUCCCUGGGAAGUUGAAGAAUUCAGCUGUCUAUGGGAACACUGCUGCUACCGAUACGAAUCGAUACUCCGCGAAGUAUCCGACAGCCUAGUGCAGACAGGUUGCAUGUUCUUUGACGAGCUGCCAGAAGAUCAACGACCACCACCUGGUUGCUGGUACACGGACUGUGAUGAUUUCGAAGACCCAAUGGACAAGAGAGAGAGCCUGGCCUCGAAAGGGCCCUCACUCCUAUGCAAAAUCCUGCGGGAAAAACAAUUCCUCGCCCGCCGGAACCUGGUCCUCAUCAACGUGCGAUCAUUUAGGUUAUAUUUCUAUGACUUCGGAAUCUGGCCGAGACCGAGCGACAAUGAUCAAAUGGAACUGUUCUACCCUGCAGACAAAUUCAACUUCGGCACGGACAGGAAUGGACUUCGAGAAUUCCUGAAAUCAUUACCGUCGUUUGAACGGCCUAACCUAGCAUGGGAGAGGAUAUGGCUUCGAGACGAUCUCAAUUUUGCCCAGGUGUUUUAUGACAUGUAUGAGUUUGGGGCUACUAAUAAGCACCGUCCGUGGCAAUACGCUUUGUGGGAUGACGAGAGACUCAUCGAAUGGAACGUACCUAUUCUCUCUGAUGACUAUCCGUUUUGGGACCCGCGACAUGACAAUUGA